ACGAGUUGAGAUUUGCACAGAGGGAAAUAACCUAAGCUCACCAACAGUGAAAUUGAAAGUGAAAAUCCUUUUUUGUCUACAUGAUGAUGAGGAUCACUGACUAACUUGUUUCGAAGCUUCAUGUGGAAAUACAGAUGUGAAACCAAGGUGAAGUGGAAUGCUGGUACUUGGGAAAAUUAACUGAAUGCAGAUGUUAACCAAGUUAAGAAACAGACCUCAGGAAAAUCGUGAAAAGUGCAGCUGUGAGCAUAAAGAUCCAAAUAUGCAUGAAUAGCUGUGAUGAUCUUUGUCUAAGGAAAAAAAGAUAGAACUCUGUACAAAAGAUAGCUAUAAGCUAAAUUAUUAUAGCCUUACAUCAUGGCAUCUAGACUCUCACAAGAGGAAGAAAACUAUGUCAGGAUGAGCUUGCUACUGACAGGAAUAUCUCCUCGUGCAGCACGAGCUUUGUUUGAUCGUGAAUUUGUUCCAGCAUGCUUGAAUGCCACAAUAAAGAAAGAGUACAAUAAACUUAGAGAACUUCAGAAGAAGCGAAUAAUUAACCAGCCACAGUGGAACCUACUGUUCCCAAGACGUCCUGAUGGACCUGAUUCUAAAACAUUUGAUGUAACUCUAAUAAUAACAUUAAUUAGACACCUGACUGAUCUGACCCCUCCUCAUGGUGGAUAUGACUGGUUACCAUCUGAUAAUGAAACUACACCAACCUCAGAUUUAGCCAGGAUAAAAUAUUACAGAAAUAUUUUGGCUCACCUGGAUGAGGGGAAAAUAGACAAUACUACAUUCACCACAGCAUGGGACAAUAUAACUAAUGCUAUCAGCAGAUUAGGUGGACAUCCAAUGAAACAGGAGUGUGAUAUUUUGAAGACAAAGAUACUGGACCAGAGUAAUCAGGAAAUAAUGCUUGGCAUUAAACAUUCCAAUGAUGAAAUAAUGGAACUGAAAAAAGCCAAUGAAGAUAUGUCAGUAGAAGUGAAAAAGAUGAAAACAACCAAUGAAGAUAUGACAGAAGAAGUGAAAAAGUUGAAAAUAUCUCAUGAAGAUACAGUUCCUUGGAAUAUUAGAGCACAAAUUAAUGAGAUCCUUGUGGAGUGGAAGGACAAUGAUAAGAUGUUUAUAACAACAGAAGCUACCAAACAUGUACUGAAAUGUAUAAAGGAGAACAGUUGUGUAACUAUUACUGCUAGUUCUGGCGUAGGGAAGACAGCUACACUGCGACAUGUAGCUUUACAGAUGUCAGAUGAAGGGUACGAUGUACUUUUAGUGACAGAUCCAGGUGACAUUGUCAAGUAUUAUAACCCAAAACAGAAAACAUUGUUUGUUAUCGAUGAUUUAUGUGGAAACUAUUCUUUAAACCAGACUGACAUGAAAGUUUGGGAACCUGUCAUGGAGAGAAUUAAAAAAAUCCUUUCAAAUAAGCUUGCCAAGAUAAUUGUAGCAUGUCGAUUACAAGUGUAUCAGGAUGACAAAUUUGAAUGUUUAUCAGUUUUCAAAUCAUGUGUAUGUAACCUAUUAUCAGAAAGCAUGUGCUUGACAAAAACUGAAAAGGGGUCAAUAGCUGAGUUAUACCUGAAAACUAAAGCUCCUGAGAUUAUAGAUUAUUAUAAUUUAUAUGAUUGUUUCCCACUUUUAUGCAAAUUAUAUAAUGAAAAUCCUGCACUUAAUAUCACAGAUUUUUUCCAGAACCCAUUUACAGUUUAUAAAGCAGAGAUUGACAAACUACAGAAAAAAGGAUUUUCUAGUAAAUACUGUGCUUUGGCUUUAUGUGUCAUAUUUAACAACAAUUUAAAGGAUGAAAUGUUAACCGAGGAGGUGAAUGAAGAAACAAGAAUCAUCAUUGAGAAAACAUGUGAGGCAUGUAAACUGGAUAGGGGGACAUCAAGGAUUACAUUACAAGAUGACCUGAACUCACUUAUACAUACAUUCUUGAAAAAGGAGGAAAACAUAUACAAAACUAUUCAUGAUAAAAUAUUUGACUUUCUGGUGUACUACUUUGGACAGAAAAUAAUCCACUGCUUGAUAAAGAAUGCACAUAGUAGGUUGAUCAAGGAAAGAUUUUUACUAGAAAAACAAGAAAAUAUGGAUCAGUUUAUAACAAUUGUGCCUCCUAUGUAUCAUGAAAUGUACAUACAAAGAAUGAUUAAUGACUGGUCAAAAGGUGAAGUCAAUUAUGUAUUUAGUAACAUCAAUAUGAAAGUACCUCAGUUCAGACAGAGAUUUCUAUGUGUUGUGAAUGCACUGGAUGUAUCUUACCAGAAACAAUUAGCACAAACCUGUGAUGUGUAUAACAACAAUACUACUCUGUUAGUGUUAUGUUUUAUAGGUGAUAUUCCUUUGAUUCAUUGGUGUGUUAAUCAUGGUGUUGAUGUUAAUCAGUGUGGGAGUGAGAAAAUAACACCAUUGCAUACAGCAGCAUUUACAGGUUUGACAGAAAUAGUAAGGAUGUUCUUAGAAUUAGGAGCAGAUUAUAAUAAAUGUGACAAUAAAGGUUGGUCACCUGUAAUGAUUGCUUGUAGUAAGGGACAUACAGACAUAGUAAGGAUGUUGUUAGACAUAGGAGUAGAUUAUAAUAAAUGUAACAAUGAAGGUUGGUCACCUGUAAAGAUUGCUUGUAGUGAGGGACAUACAGACAUAGUAAGGAUGUUGUUAGACAUAGGAGCAGAUUAUAAUAAAUGUAACAAUGAUGGUUGGUCACCUGUAAUGAAUGCUUGUAAUAAGGGACAUACAGAAAUAGUAAGGAUGUUGUUAGACAUAGGAGCAGAUUAUAAUAAAUGUGACAAUGAUGGUUGGUCACCUGUAAAGAUUGCUUGUAAUAAGGGACAUACAGACAUAGUAAGGAUGUUGUUAGACAUAGGAGCAGAUUAUAAUAAAUGUAACAAUGAUGGUUGGUCACCUGUAAUGAAUGCUUGUAAUAAGGGACAUACAGAAAUAGUAAGGAUGUUGUUAGACAUAGGAGCAGAUUAUAAUAAAUGUGACAAUGAUAAAGGUUGGUCACCUGUAAAGAUUGCUUGUAGUGAGGGACAUACAGAAAUAGUAAGGAUGUUGUUAGACAUAGGAGCAGAUUAUAAUAAAUGUGACAAUAAAGGUUGGUCACCUGUAAUGAUUGCUUGUAGUGUGGGACAUACAGACAUAGUAAGGAUGUUGUUAGACAUAGGAGCAGAUUAUAAUAAAUGUGACAAUGAUGGUUGGUCACCUGUAAAGAUUGCUUGUAGUAAGGGACAUACAGAAAUAGUAAGGAUGUUGUUAGACAUAGGAGUAUAUUAUAAUAAAUGUGACAAUGAUGGUUGGUCACCUGUAAAGAUUGCUUGUAAAUUAAUUUCUGAUAAUUUGAAAUAUGUUACCACACAGUUAUUAACUGAUAAUUUUGACAUAUGUAAUCACAGAGUUAAAUAG
Mytilus californianus (California mussel) is the source of this 3387-nucleotide messenger RNA. RefSeq lists its product as uncharacterized. Bases 358 to 3387 code for a protein of 1009 amino acids. The transcript is spliced from 7 exons. Gene Ontology annotation, molecular function: protein binding. The record is from RefSeq and is a predicted model, not a curated record. NCBI's taxonomy places the organism in Eukaryota, Metazoa, Mollusca, Bivalvia, Mytilida, Mytilidae.